Messenger RNA from Macrosiphum euphorbiae (potato aphid), 1038 nucleotides. NCBI's taxonomy places the organism in Eukaryota, Metazoa, Arthropoda, Insecta, Hemiptera, Aphididae. The record is from the annotation of a GenBank genome assembly.
AUGCUAUUUGUGGAUUUUAAAGCAGCAUACGACUCAAUAGAUAGAAAUAAAUUGUGGAAUGUAAUGGCCCGGAUAGGAAUACCAGAAAAGCUUAUAAGAAUGAUCAAAACGUGCGUACAAGGCUCUAAAUGCAAGGUGAAUUUUGGAGGAGACUAUUCAAAUGAAUUCCUAGUGUCGACAGGUCUCAGACAAGGAGACGCUUUAUCACCGGCUUUGUUUAACAUUGCCUUAGAGUCAGUGGUGAGACAAGUCCUUUGCAAGGCGAAAGGAAUAAAAAUCAGUGAUAACCAACAGCUUGCAAUUGUAGCCUAUGCUGAUGAUCUAGUGUUAACUACAGAAAAUGAGGAAAGUCUAAAACAAUCUGCAAAAGAACUAAUAAGGAUAGGGGCAGAAAUCGGUCUUAGCGUAAACGAAGAGAAAACAAAAUAUCUAAUAUUAGUAGAACACUUCAAAUACCUUGGAGCGUGGGUGAAUGAAAACGCGAAUAGUCACGAAGAAAUAAAAGAGAGGUUGAUAGCAGCAAACAGAUGCUACUUUGGACUAUCAACACUUUUCAAAUCAAAAUUACUCUCAAGAAGAUCAAAGAUAACAUUGUACAAAGUUUUAAUUAGACCCAUAGUACUAUACGCAUGCGAGAAAUGGGCAACCACCAAAACGGAUGAAAACAAAUUGGGUGUUUUUGAAAGGAAAAUACUCCGACAAAUUUAUGGACCAAAAAAGAAUAAUGUAGGCGAGUUUGAAGUCAGGACAAAUGAAGAGUUAAGAAGUUUAUUUGGAGAAGCCAAUAUUAUAGGAAUUAUGCAGAGUUAUAGAUUAAGAUGGGCAAUUCAUGUUUGGAGAUCGGAAGGAAUACUGGGGAACAUAACGAGAUGGAGACCGAGCACGAAACGGCCCAGAGGACGACCCAGACAACGGUGGGCAGAUAGAAUUAAGGAAGACCUCAGAAUAAUAGGGAUAGAGAAUGGAGAAGAAGUGUCAAGGGACAGGGAGAAACGGAGGGAUGUUGUUGAUGCGGCAAUGGACCUUAAUGGUCUUUAA